Molecule: messenger RNA, 1752 nt
Organism: Botrytis fragariae
Lineage: Eukaryota; Fungi; Ascomycota; Leotiomycetes; Helotiales; Sclerotiniaceae
Product: putative ndt80 like dna-binding family protein
Exons: 3
Coding region: 1-1752 (583 amino acids)
Biological process (GO): positive regulation of transcription by RNA polymerase II; meiotic cell cycle
Cellular component (GO): nuclear chromosome
Molecular function (GO): DNA-binding transcription factor activity; DNA binding
Source: RefSeq, a predicted model, not a curated record
AUGGCAGCCAUAAAGCCAGAAGAGUCAGAACAUUCAAUUUGGCAAAGCUAUGCUCUCCAACCACCUCAUACUUCUCAUCAAACGGCGUUCGAGUCAAACUUUCCUUCCGGUCCUCUGGCAUUGCCAUAUCAUGCAAGACAGAAGGGAGGGUACCGAUCAAUGGAUAUUCCUUCAAUCCACACAAGACCUCCUCACAGGGAAGGAAAUGGAGUGCUGACUGCUUCACCACCAUCACUGAAUUCACAUCAUAGCUACCCUUCUCUCAAACGACCAUUUCAUUCUACAGAUGAUUCGCCCUAUGGCGAGGUGGUGCAGGAUUUUCGGGAAGACCUGUCAGAACAUCCAAAACCUAAUAUUAGUCAAGAUCACAGACUGCUUUCCUUUAGUAAACGACAGCCAAAGCACACUAUCGUAGACCAACAUGGAAGAAUACAACAGCUAGACCUUUCAGCGCAAAUCCACGGAAUGUUCUUUUUAUCGGAAAUGACAACCCCCACGGGCGAGGGAGUGAUUGUCCAGCCAGAGCUGACCUGUUACCGGAGGAACCUAUUUCAAAUUUCCGGAUCCGUUACUACCCCCCGAGGCGCCUUAUCAGUGAUCACGGAACGCGGAGAACGCAUUCCAAUUUUGUCCCUAGAAGUAACGAUCAGUGCCACGGAAUCAGUUGAUGGCCAUUCUGUCAAACUGAUUGUCAUCCCAUGGAAAACACCUCCACCAAACUCCCCUGAAGUGACACCUGGCCAGGAGCAGGAGCCAUCGCCUAUUCCACUACUUCCAUUUGACGACGGAGCUCCAGAUACAAACAAUGAGUUUGCUGUUUACCCUAUAGCCUACAGAAGACUUCAAUUUAGAAUCGCGACCGCGAACAAUGGCCGGAGACGAGAGCUCCAACAGCAUUUCACCUUGCAUUUAAAUGUUGUAGGGACCUUGGGAAACAACACCAAGAUCAAUGUUUGCGAGACAGCGACAGCGCCAAUUGUGGUCAGAGGUCGAAGUCCAAGGAACUUCCAAGCAAGGAAGGAAAUUGCACUCGUCGGAUCAUCAGCCUCUCGGGCCAAGCACCAGAAUUGCAAAUCACAAGUAGCAACCCUUGAACUACCUCGGUCGCCAUUCAAUUUCGAUGCAAGCAAUCUUCCUGUAUCUCCACAUUUGAUGAGACAACAAACUCUACCAUCAUGGUUCGCUCCGCCACAUUCAUCUGAGCACACCCCAGGACCAUCAACUCCAAACUACCAAGGACCCCCGCCGUCGUUAUCGAUGGAUAAUUAUCUUCAAGGAAACCAUUCCAGUUCAGAAAAUCCACAAAACCACUCUCCAGCCUCUACAAUGCCAGCACCUGCACCUCCAGUACGAUCAUACACGUACCAUAGUACAACUUCACCAGGUGGGGCCCCCAUACGAUUCAUCGACAGCAAUCCACGGCCCGCAAAAUCACCUCGCCAUCAAGCACCCCCCGAACUGAACUCUUCUUUCUCUUCCGAUUUCACAGCUCGGUUCAACGCUCCUGCUCCAUAUAGUUCUGCCAGUGACCCUGCGCAUCCAAGAGAAUACUUCCCUACAUCUAUGUCUAUGCAACCAUGGACCACUGCUCAAGAUACCGCGUCUACGUAUGGAACUACGCUGCCCGCAGUCACUAGCUCCCACUAUGAAUAUCCUGGGGAUCAGCAUUACGUAAAAGAAGAAGGCCACUCUCAACCACCACCGCCGCAUCAACAGCCCAGUCAACAGCAUUACACUUGGAGCGCCGCAUAG